Pleurotus ostreatus (oyster mushroom) is the source of this 1623-nucleotide messenger RNA. RefSeq lists its product as uncharacterized. Lineage: Eukaryota; Fungi; Basidiomycota; Agaricomycetes; Agaricales; Pleurotaceae. Gene Ontology annotation, molecular function: flavin adenine dinucleotide binding; N,N-dimethylaniline monooxygenase activity; NADP binding. The transcript is spliced from 3 exons. The record is from RefSeq and is a predicted model, not a curated record. Bases 1 to 1623 code for a protein of 540 amino acids.
AUGUCUACGAUGCCCACCAAAGUCGAUAUCCUCAUCGUCGGCGCCGGCUUCAGCGGUCUCUACCAACUCUAUCACCUGCGGAACCUCGGAUUCAACGUAAAGGUCUUCGAGGCAGGAAGGGGCAUUGGGGGCACCUGGUAUUGGAACUGUUACCCAGGGGCUCGCGUCGACUCCGAUGCAAGCAAUUAUCAGCUUUCCAUCGACGGACUCUGGCAGAACUGGAGCUACUCAGAGUACUUCCCUGAUUGGAAGGAACUUCGGGAGUAUUUCGCAUACAUCGACCGUACCCUCGACCUUGGCCGCGAUAUCUCCCUUAACACUCGCGUGGUCGCCGCUGAGUUCGACGAGGCUGCCGACGAAUGGGUGGUCAGAACCGAGAAAGGCGAUACGGUGCGAUGUCGAUUCUUGAGCUUCUGCACGGGCUUUGCCUCGAAGCCAUACACCCCGAAGAUCCCAGGGCUGGAUACGUUUCGCGGGAUAAUGCAUCACACUGGGACAUGGCCCCAAGAUGGCGUUGAUCUGCGAGACAAACGGGUGGCGGUCAUUGGUACAGGCUCAAGCGGUGUGCAGGUCGUUCAGGAAGCGGCGGCGGUCGCUCGCCAAGUCACCCUUUUCCAGCGCACUCCCUGCAUCGCCCUGCCCUUGGUUCAGCGCAAGCUUGACGCCGAUGCGGCAAGGAAGCUGAAGGACGGACAGCUCAAGACUUUCGACUUCCGAAAGAAGACGUUCGCGGGUCACUCUUACAGCUUCACCGACAUGCGCCCAUCCGAUUUCUCGCCAGAGGAGCGAAAGGAGUUCUAUGAACAGUUAUACGCGCGUGGUGGAUUCAUUCCACUAUUGUGUGGAUUCCGGGAGGUUUACACGGACGACGACGCGAACGACUGGGUGUAUGCGUUCUGGAGGGACACAGUCAGAGCGCGUAUUAACGACCCUCGGCUGCAAGAAAAGCUUGCCCCCGCUGUUAAACCGUAUCCAUUCGCAGCAAAGCGUCCGCUACUAGAGCAGAAUUACUACGACGUGUUCAACCAGUCGAACGUCAGCCUCAUCGACGUCAAUGAAAACGGAAUCACCCGAAUUACACCGAAAGGCAUACAGACGGCGGACGGUGUCGAACAUCAAUUCGAUAUUAUCGUUCUGGCCACCGGCUUCGAUGCUAUGACCGGCAGCAUGACUCAGAUCGACAUUCGAGGUACUGAAGGUGUUACUAUCUUCGAUAAAUGGACCGCAUUUGCGAGCACGUACCUGGGAAUGAUGACGACGAACUUCCCGAACAUGUUCUUUGUCUACGCGACUCAUGGCCCUACCGCGUUCAGCAACGGCCCCACCGCCCUUGAAAUUCAAAGCGACUGGGUCAUCCAUUGCAUACAGUACAUGCGAGACCACGGACUCUCCAGGGUUCAUCCGAAGAAGGAAGCCGAAGAAGAAUAUACGAAGCUCGUGAAUGACAUAGGAAAUAAAGGCAUGUGGUCGAAGGCCAAAUCAUGGUACACCGGGGCGAACAUCCCGGGCAAGACUAUCCAGCAUUUGAACUUCACGGGCGGUUUGAACGUGUAUGCGGACAUGUGCCGAGAGAACGAGGAGAAAGGAUUUGAAGGAUGCGAAUUCAGUACGCUGAUCGCGUAA